GCGAUAAAUGCAGCUUCUGUAAUGAAAUCCAGUCCUCCAGCCUCUACCAAAUUCGACUCCAGCUUCGCGUGGUUCCUCGCCUUCAUGCUUGUGACAGUCUUUCUCCUCAUUGUCCUCCUAACUGUGAUAUGCAUACUCGCCUACUUUGUUUAUCGACUGCGUCGACAGUCAGCACGUCUGCCACCCGGUCUUGACACUGAAGGAGAUGUAAUCUACGGUUUCUCAAACAAACAUGCUGAGUUAAUAGAAUACCGAAGCAGUGCUCCACCCAGUAAUGCCUCACUCACAGAUCCAUGGAAUACACGCCUAGGAAGUAGUAUUGAGCACUGCGACUGUCACCUUUUGCACCGAGAAGAGUUUGAGCGUCGACGAGAAAACCUCAUUAGACGAGGAGUUCAAUUCCAUACCUAUCCCAAGAGUAGAGUUUCCUCAAUGCACGAGGAGCGGAGAAAACCAUCGGUACCAAAAAAUAGAAUGGUGGAACGACUACUCAUCGAGGCUGUUCAACAAGGAGAAGUAAACCUCACAUGGCCUAAGUAG
Hydatigera taeniaeformis is the source of this 540-nucleotide messenger RNA. The record is from the annotation of a GenBank genome assembly. Lineage: Eukaryota; Metazoa; Platyhelminthes; Cestoda; Cyclophyllidea; Taeniidae.